Drosophila takahashii is the source of this 2544-nucleotide messenger RNA. It is a transcript of the gene Cdc5, whose product is annotated as cell division cycle protein 21. Gene Ontology annotation, cellular component: spliceosomal complex; Prp19 complex. NCBI's taxonomy places the organism in Eukaryota, Metazoa, Arthropoda, Insecta, Diptera, Drosophilidae. Gene Ontology annotation, molecular function: RNA polymerase II transcription regulatory region sequence-specific DNA binding; DNA-binding transcription factor activity, RNA polymerase II-specific. Gene Ontology annotation, biological process: regulation of transcription by RNA polymerase II; mRNA splicing, via spliceosome. The record is from RefSeq and is a predicted model, not a curated record.
GCUACUGUUAAAAAAAGUUGGCAAAAUUUCGUGACUCCGGUGAAAAUUGUGAAAAUUCUUGAAAACCAAAGAGAAAUAUAAACCAAAAGCCACAGAAUGCCGCGAAUAAUGAUCAAGGGCGGCGUGUGGCGCAACACGGAGGAUGAGAUCCUCAAGGCGGCGGUGAUGAAGUACGGCAAGAACCAGUGGAGUCGCAUUGCCUCUUUGCUGCACAGGAAAUCCGCGAAGCAGUGCAAGGCCAGGUGGUACGAGUGGCUGGAUCCCAGCAUCAAGAAAACCGAGUGGUCCCGCGAGGAGGACGAGAAGCUGCUCCAUUUGGCCAAACUGAUGCCUACACAAUGGCGCACCAUAGCCCCGAUCAUCGGGAGAACGGCGGCGCAAUGCCUGGAGCGAUAUGAGUACCUACUCGAUCAGGCACAGCGCAAGGAGGAUGGCGAGGACACCAUGGACGAUCCGCGCAAGCUGAAACCAGGCGAAAUUGAUCCCAAUCCCGAGACCAAGCCGGCGCGUCCCGACCCCAAAGACAUGGACGAGGACGAGCUGGAAAUGCUGUCCGAGGCCCGUGCCCGUUUGGCCAACACGCAGGGCAAGAAGGCCAAGCGCAAGGCGCGCGAGAAGCAGCUGGAGGAGGCCCGUCGCCUGGCCACCCUCCAAAAACGCCGGGAACUGCGAGCCGCUGGAAUUGGAAGCGGAAAUCGCAAGCGGAUCAAGGGCAUCGAUUACAACGCAGAGAUUCCCUUCGAGAAGCGACCCGCCUUGGGAUUCUACGACACCGCCGAGGAGCAUCUGCAGAAGCAGGAACCGGACUUUAAUAAGAUGCGCCAGCAGGAUUUGGAUGGAGAACUGCGAUCCGAGAAGGAGGAGCGCGAAAGGAAGCGCGACAAGCAGAAGCUGAAGCAGCGCAAGGAGAACGAGGUGCCCACCGCCAUGCUGCAGAACAUGGAGCCGGAAAGGAAGCGCUCUAAGCUGGUGCUCCCGACGCCCCAAAUCUCCGACAUGGAGCUGCAGCAGGUGGUUAAACUGGGACGAGCCAGUGAGAUGGCCAAGGAGAUUGCGGGGGAAAGUGGCAUCGAGACAACGGAUGCUUUGUUGGCCGACUAUUCCAUCACUCCCCAGGUGGCGGCCACUCCGAGGACCCCAGCUCCCUACACCGAUCGAAUUAUGCAGGAGGCGCAGAACAUGAUGGCCUUGACCCACACAGAGACUCCGCUAAAAGGAGGUCUAAACACCCCGCUCCACGAGUCUGAUUUCUCUGGUGUUUUACCCAAAGCGGCUUCGAUUGCUACUCCAAAUACAGUGAUUGCCACUCCGUUUAGAACGCAGCGAGAGGGCGGAGGAGCAGCCACUCCCGGGGGAUUCCUCACGCCCUCUUCGGGGGCUUUAGUUCCAGUAAAGGGAGCAACUGGAGCUGCUAUAAAUACCCCCGCUUAUGUGCGAGACAAACUAAGCAUUAAUCCCGAGGAGAGCAUGGGCGUUACUGAGACCCCUGCUCUGUAUAAAAACUACCAGAAACAACUAAAGUCCACGCUCCGCGAGGGUCUCUCCACCCUGCCCGCUCCCCGCAACGAUUACGAGAUCGUGGUGCCUGAACAAGAGGACAGCGAGCCCAUGGAAACCAACACAGAGCCCGCUGUCGAGGAUCAGGCGGAUGUGGAUGCUCGUUUGCUAGCCGAACAGGAGGCCAAACGCAAGCGGGAGCUGGAGAAGCGCUCCCAGGUCAUCCAGCGCAGCCUGCCAAGGCCAACAGAGGUAAACACAAAGAUUCUAAGGCCACAGUCAGAGAAACAGAACCUCACGGAGCAGCAGCAGGCGGAGGAGCUGAUCAAGCACGAGAUGAUCACAAUGCAGUUAUACGACUCUGUGAAGGAUCCCGUGCCGGGACAGUCGCAGCACAAGCUGGAGCAGCUGCAGAGCUACUUCAAGGCCAAUCCCUACGAGGACAUCUCGCAGCAGGAACUAACCACCGCCCGGCAGAUGCUCGACGAGGAGAUGGAGGUGGUCAAGGAGCGCAUGUCGCACGGCGAGCUGCCGCUGGAUGUGUACGCCCAGGUGUGGCAGGAGUGCCUGGGCCAGGUGCUCUACCUGCCCUCCCAGCAUCGCUACACGCGCGCCAAUUUGGCCAGCAAGAAGGAUCGCCUGGAGUCGGCGGAGAAGCGACUGGAGACGAAUCGCCGGCACAUGGCCAAGGAGGCCAAGCGGUGCGGCAAGAUCGAGAAGAAGCUGAAGAUCCUCACCGGCGGCUACCAGGCGCGCGCCCAGGUGCUCAUCAAGCAGCUGCAGGAUACCUACGGUCAGAUUGAGCAGAACUCCGUUUCGCUGUCCACAUUCCGCUUUUUGGGUGAACAGGAGGCCAUUGCGGUGCCGCGUCGUUUGGAAUCCCUGCAGGAGGAUGUGCGCCGGCAGAUGGACCGCGAGAAGGAGCUGCAGCAAAAGUACGCCAGUUUGGUGGAGGAACGGGAAUCGAUUUAUUCGCAAAUUGAGCUGAUAACCGGCGUGAGGCCCACGGCCCAGCAACUGCUGCCCCCCGCCGAACAGGAGGCUUAA